UUGGUAAUCCACUAAGGAGCUCUAAGCCCAAAGUAAAGCCCAUUUGUGAAUAAAAGAAAGCCCUUAAGGAAAUCACACAAAAGAGUCGGAGAAGGAGAGAGUGAUUGGGUGAGAGAAAGAGAAGACGAAAAAAAAAUGAAAUUCACAGAUUCUCCGGUGAUCGAUCUGACGGUGAACGGCACGCGACUCUCAAUCCAGCAAGACAAUGGCUCGAUGCACGUCGGAACCUCCGUGUGGCCAUGCUCUCUGAUCCUCGCCAAGUUCGCCGAGCGGUGGUCCACGGUGGACUCAUCAUCAUCAUCGUCGUCUCCAAAUCCAUACGCCGAGCUCCUCGAUUUCCGCCGCCGUCGCGCCGUCGAGCUAGGAACCGGAUGCGGAGUCGCCGGUAUGGCUUUUCACCUACUAGGUCUAACGGAGAUCGUGCUCACCGACAUCUCUCCGGUCAUGCCGGCGCUCAAACACAACCUGAAACGGAACAAGGCGGCGCUUGGGAAAUCCCUAAAAACCUCGAUCGUUUACUGGAACAAUAAGGAUCAGAUCUCGGCGCUGAAUCCGCCGUUCGAUCUGGUGAUUGCGGCGGAUGUUGUGUACAUCGAGGAAUCGGUUGGGCAGCUAGUGACGGCGAUGGAGUCGCUUGUGGCGGAAGACGGCGCGGUUUUGCUUGGUUACCAGAUUAGGUCGCCGGAAGCUGAUAAACUAUUUUGGGAGCUAUGCGACGUCGUUUUUAAGAUCGAGAAAGUUCCUCAUGAGCAUUUACAUCCUGAAUACGCAUACGAGGAAACUGAUGUGUACAUCUUUAGGAAGAAGGUGAAGAAGAAUCAGAUUGUAUCAGAGUAAAGCCAAUUUCGUUUUCUUUCAAAAAAAUCUUGUAUAGUUUUAAUGUUUUUUUUUUCUUUUAAUUGAAUGCAACUUUUCUCUUUGGCAUUGAAAUCGAAUUAUAGCUCAAAUAAUUUAUAC
Eutrema salsugineum is the source of this 957-nucleotide messenger RNA. RefSeq names its product protein N-lysine methyltransferase METTL21A. The record is from RefSeq and is a predicted model, not a curated record. The transcript has a single exon. Lineage: Eukaryota; Viridiplantae; Streptophyta; Magnoliopsida; Brassicales; Brassicaceae. The coding region runs from base 136 to 837 and encodes 233 amino acids.